AUGAAGAUCAAUUUAACAGAUAAAAUCCCAGGUCAGAAGAACUAUAAUUUAAUACCAAAGCCAUUAUAUCUGGAGGUAAAACAGUGUAUUGAGGAUAUUUUAAAUCAAUGAUUUAUACGUAAAUCUAAAUGAGCUAGCUUAUUCUUCACCUGUCGUUUGUGUAAGGAGGAAGGACUGAACUUUUUAUUUGUGCAAUGCUUAUAGAGAACUCAGAUGACAGACUAUUUCGGAUCGUUUCCCCUAUCCAAAGUCCAAACAACACUCAAGAAUAUCAGAGGACACUCGGUGGUUUUCCCUUUGAUAUCAGAGAAAUUUUACCAUCAAGGGUUCAUAGAGACUCCUGAUCGACAUAAGGCAGCCUUGAUAACCCAUGGUGUCUCUAUGAGGGGUAAGAAUCCCUUUUGGUUUAAAAAUGCCCCUGAGGAUCUCCAACGAUUUAUGGAGUCAUGUCUACAGGGACUUCGAGAUGAAAUAUGUUUAUCUUAUUUAGAUGGCAUAGUAGAUUUUACCAAGGGUUUUGACGAACGCGUUUAACACCUAAGAACUGUUAUACGGCGUCUUCGAGAUCAUGGCGUAAAGCUCAAAGGUAGAAAAAUAACAUAUUUCGUCGAGAAGUUCAUUGUCUAGGUCGAGUUGUUUCAAAAUACGGAUAUAAAAUAGAAGAUCCAACUCAGGUACAAGCGGUUCUGUUAUUAAAGGGUAAACAACCCAAAACGCUUCAAGAGGUUCAACAUUUAUUAGGCCAUUAUUUCGCUACUACAAAAGAUACAUUCAGGAUUUUUCUGGAGUUGCAAAUCUCUUAUUCGACCUUCUGCAACGAUCAAAUUAACUAGUAACAAUAAGUCGAAAAUAACCAAAUAAGCAUAGUUCAAUUUUAGACCAAUUAUUGACGCGGAAUACGAGCGCUCCAAUUUCAGCAUAUCCAGACCACAACGAACCAUUUGUUUUACAUAAGGACGCAUCUCAAGAAGCACUCCGUGCAGUAUUGUAACAAGAACAAAAUAGUGAAAUGCGCGUCAUCGGGUAUGGUUAACGAAGUCUGACCUCUGCCAAUACAAACUAUUGCCAACAUUCGAUAAAACUCGAAUAUUUAGCACUAAAAUGGGCGGUGUGCGAACAGUUUCGCGCUUAUUCAUAUUAUACCAAGUCGUUGACAAUAUUUACGGACAAUAACUCAUUGACCUACGUGUUAACGUCUGCGAAAACGGAACACCGUUGGGUCGCAAAAUUAGCGGACCACAACUUUACCAUCAAAUAUAGACCUGGAGCAGCAACAAGGACGCAGAUGGCUUAUCGAGAAUGCCAAUGAUCAUAGAUGAAUAUAUGAAAUUGUGCACCAAAGAAACCUCGCAAGAUAGCACACAAGCGUGUAUGGUUGGAACUCAGACACAAGAACCGUGGAAUACUGCGGUCACAGCAAAUCCCGAGGUACUGAACACAAGGGAAUUAAUACCCGAAUUAGUUAACCGCACCGCAGCACGAGAACGAACGAAUAUGCUGGUAUCCAAAAGUUUUGGUCAAAAGCUGAAAUCUGAUUGCAUUGCAUAAUUGAUGCACGCACACAUCGGACGACAGUAAAGACGAGAGCGAACAAAUAUGUAAUUAAAUAAACAAGAGUUAAUUUGCAUAAAUGCAUGAUCAUGAGUCAUGAGAUUUUUUACAAAUUGAAAAACCCAAAGGGAAUAAGAAUAUAAAGUAAAGACGUACAUGCAGUUAUUUAUACUAAAAAGUGGACACCAUUGCAAUAAUAUGUAUAUAUAGCAUUGUUAAGAACUAAAAACUGAACCAUGCCUCCGAGACGAGUUAAACCCAUUCGAGAGGUAGAAAGGACCUUUUAAAAUACAAGAACAAUAUAGGCGAAAUGGUCCAGUUCGAGAUAUUGUUGUGAGUGACAUCGCGCAAGAUAAACUUUUUAUGAAUAUAUCCGACAACGUGCAAAAGCUGUAUGCCAAUACAACUCUUACUGUUGAGACAAGCAGGUCGUAGAACAAACCAAAAAGCCGCCCAUGCAACGUUGGCAAGUAAUGAGUUUAAAGCGUUGUUUCUCGAUCUCAAUAACAUUCAUCGACUUUGGGCGACGGUAAUACAAUGUCAUUAAUCCUAUAGCACAAAAGAAAUGAAUAAUUAAAAGUAACAGGAGUUUCAGACGUCGUCCAUGCUCUGUUGACGACGGCAAAAUCGCUCAUCAAAAUUGCUCUGAAGCUUAAAGCUCUGUUUUACUCGUUCUAAACUGUAUUAAAAUCAUACCAAAGUAAAUCCAAGACAAUAUUUCCAGUCAAUCAUUUACGCCGUCUUAGACGCAUAAACUCCAUAUUAUUUAGCUGCAUAAAACUGAGAUUUAGGACCUCCAUUUGAUUGUCCAUAUGCCAUAUAAAGUUGCGUGUUUCAUUGUAUAAUGUACUGUAUAAAGUUUCGUGUGACACAAGUUCAAAUUGAACUAUUUCCCAACAGGUUUUAACAAUAUAUAUAUAUAUAUAUAUAUAUUUGUUAAAUAACAAACUCUUUCUACCUUACCGAACUACAGUGAUAAAAAUAUAACGAUAUACAUAUAUAACGAUAUUAAGGGACCAAGCUCUUGAUUUGAUUUUUGGAUAAAUGCUUGGUGGUACAAAAUGUCUCGGUCUUGUUGGCCUAGGUUUAUUAACGUUUAUAUUUGUUGCUAAUGGACGCCCAUUUCGCGAGCAAGAUACUAGAUUUGGCAUAAACGAUGAUCCUGCUGAAAGCCAACCGUUUAACUUGGUCGAAAGGGAUGAAGGAAGGGCAAUUUUAGCCCCCCAUAUCGCUGAUCAUCGUGGAUCAACAGCAACACCCAAGCAAGUGUCAUGUUGUACGGAUAAUGCUGAUCCUAGUGAAAAGAUUGAUUGUGUACUAAAACUAAAUGCUUUAUACAAUUUGGCUCGUGCUGAACGGAUCUCCUAUGGUUCUCCUGUUGAUGAGCCUCAAAUCCGGGGACUAAACUAUUGGGAAAAUCGUCGAACAGACCUACAGCUAAGUUAG
This is a messenger RNA of Paramuricea clavata, 2997 nucleotides long. NCBI's taxonomy places the organism in Eukaryota, Metazoa, Cnidaria, Anthozoa, Malacalcyonacea, Plexauridae. The record is from the annotation of a GenBank genome assembly.